AUGGGUGGCUCAAUAUCCAAAAUGAUGAAGCAGAUCUUCGGCACCAAGGAGAUGCGUAUCCUGAUGCUGGGUCUGGAUGCCGCUGGCAAGACGACCAUCCUGUACAAGCUCAAGCUGGACAAGGAUGUCACCACCAUCCCCACCGUCGGCUUCAACGUCGAGACCGUCAUGUACAAGAAGACGCGCUUUAACGUGUGGGACGUCGGUGGACAGGACAAGAUCCGCCCUCUGUGGAGACACUACUUCUCUGGCACCCAAGGUCUCAUCUUCGUCGUCGACUCCAGCGACCGCGACCGUAUCGAGGAGGCUCGCAGCGAGCUGUCCCGCAUCAUUGCCGACCGUGAAAUGAAGGACGCCCGUCUUCUCAUCUUCGCCAACAAGCAGGACGUCGGCUCUGCCAUGAAGCCCGAUGAGGUUAAGAACAAGCUGCAGCUGGAUAAGAUCGCCAAGGACCACAAGUGGAAGAUUGAGCCCUCGUGCGCCACCACCGGCGAGGGUAUCUUCGAGGGUCUGGCUUGGCUCUCUGAGCAGAUUAACACCCAGCCCAACUAA
Messenger RNA from Lasiodiplodia theobromae, 552 nucleotides. RefSeq names its product ADP-ribosylation factor family protein. Gene Ontology annotation, cellular component: cytoplasm. The transcript is spliced from 4 exons. Lineage: Eukaryota; Fungi; Ascomycota; Dothideomycetes; Botryosphaeriales; Botryosphaeriaceae. Gene Ontology annotation, molecular function: GTPase activity; GTP binding. Gene Ontology annotation, biological process: intracellular protein transport; vesicle-mediated transport. Bases 1 to 552 code for a protein of 183 amino acids. The record is from RefSeq and is a predicted model, not a curated record.